This is a messenger RNA of Peromyscus californicus insignis, 2876 nucleotides long. RefSeq names its product adaptor related protein complex 4 subunit beta 1 (gene Ap4b1). Gene Ontology annotation, molecular function: clathrin binding. The transcript has 10 exons. Bases 466 to 2568 code for a protein of 700 amino acids. Gene Ontology annotation, cellular component: membrane coat; clathrin adaptor complex. Lineage: Eukaryota; Metazoa; Chordata; Mammalia; Rodentia; Cricetidae. Gene Ontology annotation, biological process: intracellular protein transport; vesicle-mediated transport. The record is from RefSeq and is a predicted model, not a curated record.
AAUUCUAACUCCCGCCUCCACCUUCCCCACCCUGCCCUGCUUUUAACCCUCCUCAGGGCUCUCCACCGGCCACCGCUCUGAAAAAGUCCAUGAACCUUCACACAUGGCAGUUGUAUCUUUUGGCCUUGAGACUGCAUUUCUUGCAUUGUCACUUCGGUCUCCCUACCCAGCUGAGAGGUUUCCUUCAUGUCACAGACUUCAGCAGUUCUGCCGCUGACCCCUGGUGCAAUGACUUACUUAGUACAGCUCUCCAUUUUUGUAAGAUUCAGACCUAUAUGUCCCUCUGCUUGCCUGGCAUUUUUACCUGGAUAGUUCUUCAAAGAUAGGGCCAAAAUAGUACCAGCAUUCUUCUCCUCCUCAAACCUGCUAUUUUGCCUGGAUUUGUGUUACAAAUGUCACCAGGCAUCCCACUAAGCAUGAUAGUCAACUUUGACGGCACUACCCUUCACUUCAAGUGUCAGGCAUAUGACUCAGGGCUUGGACAUGUCUGGUGUUUUCAUGGAAAUGGUGAAGGCCAGUGCCACUGUAGAUAUUGUUCAGAAAAAGUUGGUUUAUCUGUAUAUGGGCACAUAUGCACCUUUGAAACCAGAUCUGGCGCUCUUGGCCAUCAAUACACUAUGUAAAGACUGCUCAGACCCCAACCCAAUGGUGCGAGGACUGGCACUCCGGAGCAUGUGUAGCCUCAGGAUGCCUGGUGUGCAGGAGUAUAUCCAACAGCCUGUCCUUAAUGGUCUGCGGGAUAAGGCUUCCUAUGUCAGAAGAGUGGCAGUCCUUGGCUGUGCCAAGAUGCAUAAUCUUCAUGAAGACUCUGAAGUGGAUGGUGCUCUGGUCAAUGAGUUAUACAGUCUCCUGCGUGACCAGGAUCCAAUUGUGGUUGUGAACUGCCUGAGGUCUCUAGAGGAAAUUUUGAAACAGGAAGGAGGUGUUGUCAUUAAUAAGCCCAUUGCACACCAUCUCUUAAAUAGAAUGUCCAAACUGGAUCAAUGGGGCCAGGCUGAAGUAUUGCACUUUCUGCUCCGCUACCAACCCCGAGGUGAGGAGGAGCUGUUUGAUAUUCUCAAUUUGUUGGACAGCUAUCUCAAGAGCAGCAGCACAGGUGUGGUGAUGGGAGCCACCAAACUCUUCCUGAUCUUGGCAAAAAAGUUCCCCCAUGUACAAACUGAUGUGCUUGUACGAGUCAAGGGACCCUUGCUGGCUGCCUGUUCUUCAGAGAGCCGUGAGCUCUGUUUUGCUGCUCUCUGUCACGUCCGCCAAGUCUUGCACAGUUUGCCAGGUCACUUCAGCAGUCACUACAAAAAGUUUUUUUGCUCUUACUCGGAACCCCACUAUAUCAAGCUACAGAAGGUGGAAGUGCUGUGUGAACUGGUGAAUGAUGAGAACGUGCAGCAGGUUCUAGAAGAGCUUCGAGGGUACUGCACGGAUGUGUCUGCUGACUUUGCACAGGCUGCCAUCUUUGCCAUAGGUAGCAUUGCCAAGACUUACACAGACCAGUGUGUACAGAUUCUAACAGAGUUGCUGGGGCUCCGACAAGAACACAUCACUACGGUGGUGGUGCAGACUUUCCGAGACCUGGUUUGGUUGUGCCCUCAGUGUACGGAAGCUGUGUGUCAGGCCCUGCCCGGCUGUGAGGAGAACAUUCAAGACAGUGAGGGGAAACAGGCACUUAUUUGGUUACUUGGGGUCCAUGGAGAAAAAAUAUCCAAUGCUCCUUAUGUGUUGGAGGACUUUGUAGAAAACGUGAAGUCAGAGACAUUUCCUGCUGUUAAGAUGGAGCUGCUGACUGCACUAAUGCGCCUCUUCCUUUCGCGUCCUGCAGAGUGCCAGGACAUGCUGGGACGUCUAUUGCAUUACUGCAUAGAGGAAGAAAAGGAUAUGGCUGUACGAGACCGAGGUCUCUUCUAUUAUCGCCUCCUGUUAGUUGGCAUUGAUAAAGUUAAGCAGAUCCUGUGUAGUCCUAAAUCUGACCCUUCUCUUGGACUUUUGGAGGAUCAACCAGAACGACCUGUGAAUAGCUGGGCUUCAGAUUUCAAUACACUGGUGCCAGUGUAUGGCAAAGCCCACUGGGCAACUAUCUCUAAAUGCCAGAAGGUAGAGCGUCAUCGUCUUGAGCUACCUCCCAAUGCAUCCUUGGCCAAACCAGGUCACUUGAUUUCUGAAGAGAACAAACAAGGAAUACAAGAAUCUCUUGAUCCUGAAGCUCUCAUGCUGGUCCCCAAUCUCCAGCUUACUGCUGAGUAUUUUGAGAAAACAUGGCUUAACCUCAAAGUUACUCAUCAACAGGUGUUUCCUUGGCAGGGAGAAGUCCAGCCUGACACUCUCCAAAUGGCUCUAAAAGUAGUGAACAUUCAGACCAUCGCAAUGAGCAAGGCUGGGGCACAGCCCUGGAAAGCCUACCUCAGCGCUCAGGAUGAUGCUGGUUGUCUCUUCUUAACUGAAUUACUGUUAAAGCCUGAGAACUCAGAAAUGCAGGUCUCUGUGAAAGAGACUGAGGCGAGGACUGAAGCACUGCACGGUUUUGUUGCUGUGCUAGAAACUGUGAUUGGAACAGUUGGAGACAUAAAAUCCUGAGUCCUGCUGCGUGCCUUGCAGUGAGGUGAACAGCUUUCAGAGUUCCUCCAUUUUCUCAUAGAGCUGCUUCUGAGUCCACGUAUCAGAUGCAGAGAGUGGGCAGUCUGGGAAUCCCGGCUUUUGUGUUCACCCAAAGGCUCCUCCCUUGUUCCCUUCCAACCUGUCAGGGAUUGAGCCCAUUUUAAAGGAGAACGUUACACACAGUAGUAUUGAUAAGGGGUAAAGGUGGGACGAGGAUAGGAUGGGGAUUUUUCUCUGAUCAUUUUAGGGGUUGUAUUUAUUAAAUAUACCUGGCACCUGUGGGAAUU